Messenger RNA from Drosophila virilis, 5220 nucleotides. It is a transcript of the gene Grd, whose product is annotated as Glycine receptor. Lineage: Eukaryota; Metazoa; Arthropoda; Insecta; Diptera; Drosophilidae. The record is from RefSeq and is a predicted model, not a curated record. Gene Ontology annotation, biological process: chemical synaptic transmission; chloride transmembrane transport; regulation of membrane potential. Gene Ontology annotation, cellular component: synapse; neuron projection; plasma membrane. Gene Ontology annotation, molecular function: neurotransmitter receptor activity; extracellular ligand-gated monoatomic ion channel activity; transmembrane signaling receptor activity.
AAGUUCCUAAUUAAAUUCUAUUAAAUAUUUUUUGUUGAUUGUUAAGCUUUAUAGUUAGAAAUUGUUUUCACUAUUUGAAACUCAAUUUAUAACCUGCAAGGACACAUACGGAGGGCAACAAUGCAGAUGGUAGGGCCGAAAAGAAGGCGACAUAUUCUAUAGAGCCUGGGCACAGUAGCACUGGCAGAAAGAAUGGAACAUGGAAAGAACGGAAGCAGUCAGCGAUGAGGAGGGCAGCCUUCAAAAAUUGAGUGCAAUUUAGACGACGUUGAUGAGAAAAUGCGUUGAACGUGCUCAAGUUGUGCUCUACGCCUGUGGCCGGGUCCGCAUUUAACCCGUUCGCCAGUUUAACAAAGGCACAAAGCGUUGGGAAAGGCGUCGCGACAACCAAAGCAAGAAAUUAGAAAUAAAAGCUAAUGCCUUUACUGGCUGGAUGCUUGCUUGGAUGGAUGGCUGUUCUCUGUUUGUUUGACGAAAGAAGGACCGAAAAAAAAGAAGAAAUUAUUAUUAAAAAGGAAGUGUGUGGCUCAGAUUACGACUCACAAAUAAUGAUCAUCUGGUUAAUUUAUGACGAAAGCCAAUAUUAUGGCACAGACCUGAGUAGGGUACUCAAACGUCAAGUAGUUAAUGUAUUCAAAUGAAAAGGAUCAUUUUUCAUACAAAGUGGGAAUAAGGACAUAUUUUGUACAACAUUUAAGCACAUCAUUAUGGUUUAUCCAAAAAUACAUUUAUGUCAGAACCAAUUGAGAAUUACAAACAAAUUUUCGAUUUAAAGUGAGACUACAAACCAUUAAUAAACUCUGUAAAUUAAUUUAGACAAAAGAAUAACUAGCAUAUGAUAUUUUCAAAAAUUUUCCACAACCGACACACGCUUGGUAAACGAAGCGAACAUAAUGCACAUUUCCUGACGAGCUUAAGAAUUUCAGACUCAGACUAAGCUUCAGACACAUGACUAAUUAGCAAACACAGCGCCUAAUCAAGUGGCAAGUAACAUUGACGAGCACGAGACCUCGAUGCUGAGAUGAGAUGCACUGGCUCUGAGAUGCUAUCAGAUGCCCGACUUGAAGGCAAGGCAAGACAAGGCGAAAUGCAAGUGGCCACAGAAUGGAUGUGCCGUACGGAAGCCCACUUAUUAUUCAAAAUAGUUAACACCACCUGAUGCCACCGCAAACACGCACACUCACCAAAUUAGGUUAGUGGGUGAGACGUAUAAUCAACUUAUGGGUCGCAUUGUAUUUUGCAUAAUUAGAUAGAUGGUGUCCGCCUUGACGCCUUCGAGCAACUGACCAAGCAUGAGGACCUAUUUAAGGACAGCUCUCCUUAUGCAAUGACAGCCCGACUGCCCUCCAGCUGCCAGUUCGUCUUGCUUGAUGGCAGUUGAUUUUUCAUUAACGGCUUGUGGUCCGGCUGGUUGGGUUGCUUGGCUGGCUGUGCGCGGUUUCAUUCGAUUUAAUAACUCGCCAUCAAUAAGGUUAAGGUACGGGCUUCCUGUAGCCAAGAUGAAUAUAUUAAUAUUAUUAAAAAAAAUAUAUAUGUGUGCACUCAACAUGAGCUUUAUGAACAUUAAUCUCAUGCAAAUCCCAGCUGUGCAGCUUACAAAUUUAUAUUACGCAUCCGCCAUGUUGUGUUUGUAAAUGUGUGUGUGUGUGUAAAAAUCACUUGUAGAUUAAUCAAAAGUUUUUGAAUAUACAUUUUUUUUUAAAUAAGCAAAUUAAUUUGAAGCUCGAGCAAAAGAAAACGCAAAGAUUUUAAUAAAUUGAAAAACUAGUUCAACUGCCAAGAGCUUACUAUUUUUUUAGCAUAAAUCUCAGUGCUCCUGGCUAAUUGGCCCAAUCAAACUGCUGGCAGUUAAUCAAACUGCCAAGAGCAGGCGACAGUCGCCAGUCGCCAAUUCAAACAAUUAAAAUCAUAAAACUCAUCGCAAAAGCCGCCAAAGCGAACUGAAAUACACAAAGACAAUUGUCAAGAUACAGGACAAGAUAAACGGAACUAAUGCGACCCAAGGAACUGGAUGAGUUUGUGAAAUUAAGAAAAACGCUCGGAAUGCAGCCAGUGUCGAGUGCAACAUCCGGUGCAUAAAUGAAAAUAAAUACCAAGCCGGCUGGCAAACAAACCAGAAAACGAGAACUGUCAGCAGCAGUAGCAGAAACCGGAGAGGCAACUGGAACAGGACCUGAAGCCGUAGUAGCUGGUCACUAGCCAGCGACUGGCCAACGGCCGGUUAAAGCGACAAAUGUUAGCCAAACGGAUGUGUAGAUUAGGCCAGAACAGUUGUCCAUCAGACGUCUAAACAAUAGACUCAAACAAAAACAAAGAGAACACCAACACCAACAGCAGCAACAAUAACAAAUCUGUGCAAUAUGUGCGCAAGCAGAGCAACAACAACUCAAACAAAAACAACAUCCGGCAAUGCGUCGGCUGACCUCAUCGACGGCGACUACUCUGGCAGCAGCAGGAGCAGCAGUUGUCCGUCCUGGCUGGCGCAAGGACAACGUUUAAACUUGCGCAUAUUUAAACUUUUGAUUAGCUGCUGCCUUCUAAUGUGCUGCAUUUAUACAAAUGCCUGGCAAUUGUCCAUUGGCCAACUUGGGGUCAUGGCCGGCAGCAUCAAAGGGCGCGGCGAAACGCAUCGACUGAACGAGAUUGGAGCCGGCUCGUUGACGCGCUCCUGGCUAACGCAGAGCAAUAAUCAUGCCAACAUCUCCGAAUUGUUGGACAAUUUGCUGCGUGGCUAUGAUAAUAGCAUUCGACCGGAUUUCGGUGGUCCACCAGCCACCAUUGAGGUGGACAUAAUGGUGCGUAGUAUGGGUCCAAUAUCAGAAGUGGAUAUGACCUACUCGAUGGACUGUUACUUUCGGCAAUCCUGGGUGGAUAAACGGCUCGCCUUCGAGGGUGCCCAGGACACGCUGGCGCUGUCAGUGUCAAUGCUGGCGCGCAUUUGGAAGCCGGAUACGUAUUUUUACAAUGGCAAACAGAGCUAUUUACACACGAUAACCACCCCGAAUAAGUUUGUGCGCAUCCAUCAGAAUGGGCGUAUUCUGUACUCCAGCCGGCUGACAAUUAAAGCAGGCUGUCCCAUGAAUCUCGCGGAUUUUCCCAUGGACAUACAGAAAUGCCCGCUGAAAUUUGGCUCAUUUGGCUACACCACGUCGGAUGUCAUUUAUCGGUGGAACAAAGAGCGACCGGCAGUUGCCAUUGCUGAGGACAUGAAAUUGUCACAAUUCGAUUUGGUCGAUUGUCCGGCGGGUAAUAUAACGGACAUUGUUUACAAGGCAGCCGCACCGAUGCCCCAGCACUACAACAACAAGGACACGUUCCCAUCCAAGCAGCCGCCCAAUCCCAAUAGCAAGAACUACAACAACAACAACAACAACAAAGUGAUGUCAACUUUUGCGGGCCCGGGUGCCAAAAAUCAACAUGUCCGCGGCACUGGCCUAAAACUAGACAAAGGCGCCUUCGGCUCGGGACGCGGCGUUGCCGGUGGCGGUGGUCUUGUCACGAAUCUGGCGGGCAGCAUCAGCUUGGAAACGCAUCAUCCAUCGGAAUACUCGAUGCUGAUGGUAAAUUUUCAUCUGCAGCGGCACAUGGGCAACUUUCUGAUUCAGGUCUAUGGGCCUUGCUGUCUGCUGGUGGUGCUCAGCUGGGUCUCGUUUUGGCUGAAUCGUGAGGCGACUGCAGAUCGCGUUUCUCUGGGCAUUACCACGGUGCUGACCAUGACAUUUUUGGGCUUGGAAGCACGCACAGAUUUGCCCAAGGUGUCGUAUCCCACAGCGUUGGACUUCUUUGUGUUCCUCUCAUUUGGCUUCAUCUUUGCGACCAUUCUACAAUUCGCAGUUGUCCAUUACUUUACCAAAUAUGGUUCCGGGGAGUGUUACUUUAUUAUUGAGGAGCUGGAGUCGGAUUCGGCCGAAUCUGAAACGGAUGCAGAUGCCAGCGGCCAGUCGGACUUUCGCGGCAGCAGUGAAUCCAAGAUCUAUGAGGUUAUACCGUUGUCCAUGUGCGCCAUCAACAUGCCAGCAUCCGGCAGCAGUCGCCUGGGCAUGCUUCACUCCAGACGCACCACGCGUAAUCGACGCCACGGACUGACGGGCUUCAGCUUCUGGCGCUGCUUGGACUGGUUCAGCUGCCGGCGACGACGGCGUCAGCCACGCAAGGCUACCUGCUCCGAUGAGGAUGAGGAGUACGAUGAACAGACGCAACUGCGUUUCGAUGAGGCGCCCUGCACAUCAGCAGCUGCAGCGGCAGCGGCGGCGGCAACAGCUGCACAAAGCCCACCGCCCACCGUGGGACGCAGGCGCAUGUCCUUCUAUAGGCGCGAGGAGCUGGAGGCGCGCCGCAAGGGCAAACGUACACCGCAAUACAAUUCGGUAUCGAAAAUAGAUCGUGCCUCAAGAAUUGUAUUCCCGUUGCUGUUCUUUCUGAUCAAUGUGUUCUACUGGUACGGCUACCUGUCCAGGAGCUCGCGCAUUUUGGCCAAUACGCCAACGAGCACCUGAUGUUACCUUUUAGCAAUUUAGACACAGUCCCUAAAGAAGUCCAGCGUUCCACAAGGAAGAGCAGCGGCCCUGGGAGAGUGUUAAGCUAUUCGAUCAAGGUGUAUUACGGCUUCAGUUAUUUGCUCUUAACCUGAUUUGCUAACCGCUAUGAACGCUUACUGAGAUUUCUUUACGCGCUAAAUUGCUAAACAUAAAAUGCUAGAUUUACAUAUCACAGGACUACAACUUGUACAUAUAUACAUGGGCAUAUAGCACUAUAUAUAUAUAUGUCAUAUGUAUGUGUAUCUGAUACAUCAAUAUUAUUUGUACAGUUAGCCAAUAAGUUGCCAAUUUACUUGAGCUUUUAAACGCUUUGUUCAAAUACAAUAUAAAUGCUGAUUCUAAUAAGUUCUUGUUAAACGCAUAUUUAUAACAAACCAUUAAAUUGUUCGGUUCGCCCAAAGAGCUUGUCGAGAUAAAAAUGUGCUGGCUAGUAAAAAAAAAAAAAUACAAACCUAUCAGCAAAAAUAUAAUACGAGAAACUGUUGGUUACUAGUAGAAAAUAAAACUCAAAGUAAAAGCUAUUGCACACUAUUAAAGCAUAACAAUUAUAAAAAUUAAAAGCUAAUGGCAUAAAUUUAAUGAGCAUUUCAACUUGCCAGCACAUUGAGUAAAUAUAUAUAUAUAUAUAUGUGUGUAUGUAUUUGUAAUUGAAUGGAACUAAUAAUAUUAUGUACAUACCAAU